UUCGUGUCUGUGCGGGUCCCGUGACAAAUUUCAUUGGAACUUUCUACGUCCAGGAAAGGCUGAUGUUUCCUGCUACUCACAUUCGUCUGGCGCUCAAUUGCGGCGACAAAAUACACAUCUAGGUCCAGAUUUGGGGAGCUGUGGUCCCAACUCCAGCGGUAAAAUGUUAGCUGUGCCGGCAGUCUAAAUGCUGCUGAGCGGAACAUUCCUACUGGAAGGGCGAAAGUGGAUGAAGACACCAUCAAAAUACUGUAAGUGAACCAGCAUGGAGUUUGGCCGCUCGUCUACUUGAAGCCUUACCCAGGGGAACUCGUUGCAUUCUGACUUUGCACCUUUGAAUCUCGACAGACCCUAAUGAUGGAGGAGCAAUCCAGGUUCCCCAAUGUCAGCAUACCCUGCCACAAUGAGCAGAGAGACAAAAAGAAGCGCUACACAGUUUACAAAGUCAUGGUAUUAGUGGGGCAACAGGAGUGGUUUGUCUUCAGGCGGUAUGCAGAGUUCGAUAAGCUCUACAACACAUUAAAAAAACAGUUUCCAUCGAUGAACUUGAAAAUACCAGCAAAGAGGAUAUUUGGAGACAAUUUUGACCCAGAGUUCAUCAAACAAAGGAGAGCAGGGCUGCAUGAGUUCAUAAAGCGAAUUGUUUCACAUCAACAGCUUUGCAACCAUCCAGAUGUGAGGACUUUUCUACUGAUGGACAAAAUGCAACACUUUUCAGAUGCCUCGGAGGAUGAGGAUGACAAAAACAGUUCUACCUCCAGAAACAUUAACUUGGGUCCCUCUGGAAAUCCACAGGCCAAGCCUACAGACUUUGAUUUCUUAAAAGUCAUUGGAAAAGGGAGUUUUGGAAAGGUUUUCCUUGCGAAACGAAAACAUGAUGGAAAGUAUUACGCAGUCAAGGUUUUACAGAAAAAGAUCAUUCUCAAUAGAAAAGAGCAAAAACACAUCAUGGCAGAACGCAACGUGCUGCUGAAGAAUGUGAAACAUCCCUUCCUAGUUGGGCUUCACUAUUCUUUCCAGACCACAGACAAGUUAUACUUUGUCUUGGAUUUCAUCAAUGGAGGAGAACUUUUUUUCCAUCUUCAAAAAGAACGGACCUUUCCAGAACCCAGAGCAAAGUUCUACAUUGCAGAAAUGGCAAGUGCGCUGGGAUACCUGCAUUGUCUCAAUAUUGUUUACAGAGACUUGAAGCCAGAAAAUAUCCUUCUUGAUCAUGAAGGACAUAUCGUCCUGACUGACUUUGGAUUGUGCAAGGAGGGCAUUUCCCAGACGGAUACCACAUCCACAUUUUGUGGAACUCCUGAGUACUUGGCUCCAGAGGUCCUGAGGAAGCAGCCAUACGAUAAUACAGUGGAUUGGUGGUGUCUAGGAUCAGUGCUGUAUGAAAUGCUCUUUGGCUUGCCGCCAUUCUAUAGCAGGGACACACAUGAGAUGUAUGACAACAUUCUUCACAAACCCCUGGCGAUGCGCCCUGGUGCAUCCAGUACAGCCUGGUGUCUCCUCCAAGGCCUGUUGGAGAAAGACGGCACACGCAGGCUGGGUUCCAGAGAUGACUUUAUUGAAAUCAGAUCACACAGCUUUUUCUCUUCUAUCAACUGGGAUGAUUUGGAACAGAAGAAAAUCCCUCCCCCUUUCAAACCCAAUGUGAGCUCUUUUAGUGAUAUCUCAAACUUUGAUCCUGAGUUCACGGAGGAGAUGGUCCCCAAUUCUAUCUGCUGGGCUCAAGAACAUUCCAUCGUCAACGCCAGUGUUAUGGAGGCCGACGACGCCUUCGUGGGCUUCUCAUAUGCUCCACCUUCUGAUGACUCUUUCCUAUGAAAUUUUCCCGAAGAGGUCUAAAGAUGCCUUAACCAUUGUAACAUUUUUCAAUUAAAGGGAAAGGGUUUUUCGAUGGGUUAACUUGUUCUAUGAAGCCAAAGCGAUCAGCAAAGAAACUGCACUUAAAACAGAUUUCAACGGGGCGUUUGUCUUUAUAUUUUACCUGUUUGUAUUUAUAUAAAUAUAUAUAUAUAUAACAGAAGCUAUUUUUAGAAUUAAGGCCACCUGCUCUUUAUUAAUGUAAUUUCUGAAAUGAGCCUUUACAAAGCCUUAAAUUUAUUCCAGAAAUUAAAUGUGUCAGCAGUUGUGUAAAAAAACUUGAACAGUUCACUGGACUUAAAAAGGCAUUUUGUUUGUCCAUGCAGUUACUGUAAAAAGAGACGUGCACCGUUCGUUCUAACAAAGCUGGAUGUAGGCAUUACUUGAGAGACCACUGCGUAAAAUAUUUUGGUUUAUUGGUCAAAAAAAGACUAUACUUAUACAAUUACUUUCACGAUAAAUGCUGAUUAAUUUUCUUUUCUCUUUUUUUUUUACUAUUAGGUUAUUUUGUGUUUACAUGUUGCUUUUCACUUCAAUACAUUUGUUCAUUUUAAAUGAAAGAUCCACAUUUUCUUCAACUGGCAGUAAAGUAGACCUGUACUCCUGCACUAGAAUAUUAAUAAUUAAAAAAAAGUCAAAGAAA
Messenger RNA from Menidia menidia (Atlantic silverside), 2500 nucleotides. NCBI's taxonomy places the organism in Eukaryota, Metazoa, Chordata, Actinopteri, Atheriniformes, Atherinopsidae. The record is from the annotation of a GenBank genome assembly.